Microplitis mediator is the source of this 869-nucleotide messenger RNA. RefSeq lists its product as uncharacterized. The record is from RefSeq and is a predicted model, not a curated record. Gene Ontology annotation, biological process: NADH dehydrogenase complex assembly. The transcript is spliced from 4 exons. The coding region runs from base 192 to 806 and encodes 204 amino acids. Lineage: Eukaryota; Metazoa; Arthropoda; Insecta; Hymenoptera; Braconidae.
AAAAAAAAAAUACUAACCAUCAGAACCCCAUUCACGUUUGCAAGUAUAACAAGUAACUCCACCUCUAUCACCAAGAAGGGGUAAAAUAGAACCACAAUCAGCACAAAAAUUCGGAUAAUUAGUAAAUAAAAUUGGGUUUUAAUUUUUUUACGUUUCUGAGAUUAGUCAGCAAAAAGAUAAUUAUUUAAAAAAUGAGAUUAUGUCACAUGAUUGCUAGCAUAAUGAUGGGAGUAACAUGGACACAAGCAGUAAAAGGGAAUAAGUUAACGCUGUUCGAUUUCACAACCGCCAGCAAUGUCAAUAGUUGGACAGAAAUAUCAGACACUGUUCGGACCCAGGGAAUGUCCAAAGCAGUGCUGACUUUACAAAAAACUCAAUUAUUCCAACGCGGUAUUUUUUUCACUCUCCUGAACCCUCAGCCAAACGGAGCCGGAUUUGCGGGGGUGCGAAUCCCCGUUAAUUGGGAUCUGACCGAGUACAAUAAUAUCGAAAUAAAAUGCCGCGCCCAGGGUAAUAACGAACAUUACAAAAUCGUCUUAAGACACGAAGGUCUUGCCUCUAAUGAAGAUAUUUCUUACGAACAAACUUUUGACGUUUCAUUGACGGAUAAAGAAUUCACGACAAUAAGUUUACCAUUAAAAAAUUUCAAACCUUAUUAUCGCGGCCGCGAAAUACCCAAUGGAGAUCCUCUAGAUACUGCAAACAUAACGAUGUUUGGAUUACAACUUUAUGGCGGUGUUUACUCUCCAUUUAAACAAUACGGCGUGUCAGCUCUCGAAGUUGAAACAAUUACAGCUGCUAUCUAAACAUCCAGAUCAUCAUCAUUAUUAUUAUUAUUAUUAUUAUAAUCAUUAAUUAUUACAAACAAA